AUGGGCCAAGCCGCUGUCCAGACUUGUGGAAGAAGCAAGUCCUAUGUUACAGAGCUGUAUGAAUGGUUCAGAAAGUUUGUUAUCGAGUGUCCAAGUGGGCUAAUCGCUCUUCACGAGUUUCAAAGGCAUUUCUGUGAUGGAACUGUGGGCAGUGAGUCAGCAGAGUAUGCAGAACAGAUUUUCCGCACGCUCGACAGCAAUGGGGAUGGGGUGGUUGACUUCAGAGAGUAUGUCAUGGCCAUCAGCAUGCUUAUUGAAGGUUCAGCUGUUGAGAAACUGCGCUGGUCAUUCAAGCUCUAUGACAAAGACCGAGACGGAGCCAUCACAAAGGAGGAAAUGCUGGAGAUCAUGCAGGCUGUUUAUAAGAUGAACGUGGCUGCUGGUUUAACCAAACCGAACCCACUUACAGCUGAAGAAUGCACCAGCAGGAUAUUUGUGAGAUUAGAUAAAGACAAUAACGCAAUCAUCAGUCUGGAAGAGUUCAUAGAGGGAGCGCUGGAUGACAAUUGGAUCAGAGAGAUGCUGGAAUGUGACCCGAGCACCGUGAAGGUGGGGAGGCCGCUGAAGAGGGACACCGCUUUGGAAAACCCACGGUUAAUUUGA
Pundamilia nyererei is the source of this 603-nucleotide messenger RNA. Its product is annotated as guanylyl cyclase inhibitory protein. Gene Ontology annotation, molecular function: calcium ion binding. The record is from RefSeq and is a predicted model, not a curated record. The transcript has 5 exons. Bases 1 to 603 code for a protein of 200 amino acids. NCBI's taxonomy places the organism in Eukaryota, Metazoa, Chordata, Actinopteri, Cichliformes, Cichlidae.